Messenger RNA from Adineta ricciae, 4539 nucleotides. The record is from the annotation of a GenBank genome assembly. NCBI's taxonomy places the organism in Eukaryota, Metazoa, Rotifera, Eurotatoria, Adinetida, Adinetidae.
AUGCCAUCGUUGUUCGGUAAAAGUCAUCUUUAUCGUUACGAUAUUCAAGGUGGUGCCAAAAGUCAUUAUCUUGUUUUUGUACAUUUACCCUGUCUAUCAACACAUUUGAAGCACCUCUAUCAGCCAUCAUUAAUCCCAUUCAAUGAAUAUGAACAAGAAACAAUCGAAUGCUUAAUGAAUCACAAUAGUCUAACAAAUGAUUGUAUAAAUUAUCUAUUUCAACGACUACAUAUACGUGAUGAGAAACUUUCCACUUGUUUUGCGUUGUCUUAUUUUAAUAAGAUCAAUAAUCAAUCUUAUUGGCUCGAUCCAAGUCUACCGAUGAAACAACAAUUGCCCAAAUCGGAAACCAAACCAAAUUUAUCAUUUUCGAUUCUACUCUAUCCACCGGUGCCUUAUGGAAUUACAGAUGAAAAAGCUCAGCGAAUUCUAUAUCAACAACUUUUUUGUAAUUUUAUUUCGUCGAUGUAUACAAUUCCAACCAAUCUCAUUGAAACACUAGCCGCUUAUUUUCUUCGAGGUUGUUUUGACAAUAAGUUUGAUGCAGAUAAAAAUCGAGAUAUUCUUCGAUUGAUUAUCACUGCAGUUGGUCUUUCUGAAGAAAAUACGGAUGGAAUGAAGGAAAAAAUUGUGAAAUUGUAUCGAGAUUUGCAUGGAAUUGACAAACGAUCAGCACAAAAUCUAUUUGUACAUCAAAUAUCACAAUCACCGACUUAUGGAAUGACGCAUCUUGAAGUUAAAAAUACUUUGAAUGAAGCGAUCCAUCUCGGGCUCAAUCACAAUGGUAUUCAUUCUCGCUCAUUACUACGUAAUGAAUUCAAACUGGAAGUUUGUUGGCAAAAUAUUCUAUCAAUUUCGUCGAAUAAGCAACGUCAGAUAACGGUGACGGCAAGGAAUGGUAGUACGAACGUUCAGACACUCAUCUAUUACACAGAUUCAACCAACUACAAUCGUUAUUGUCUACGUUUACUUCAUCUAUUUUCAAAUUAUUUCUCGAAAUAUUCACACAGCCAAUCCGAGAACAUUCCCAAAUUACCAACGCCAAUGAUCAAGAAACCAAAAAUGGCUCAUGGAAUCAGUGUUCCAGAUCUUCGUUCGGAUGGUGAAUCGUUAAGUAAUGAUCGUACAUCGCCAUCCGCGUGCUCGUCAACACGUUCAUCGAACAACAGUUCGAGUAUUUGGACAGGUAGUUUACCAAAUUUAACUGUACAAUUAUCUACGCACCAACAAGCGAAUGAGAAAGCAAAGAAUAAAACAGAUCCAUAUGCAACAUUCGCAGAAAAUUUGAAUCAUAUCGAAGAACAAGAAACCAUCUCACCUAUUCCAAUCAAGAAAGCAUCAUCGUCGCCUCGACACUCGCUGCCAGUUUCAUAUCAAUCACAAUCACCGAUGCUCAAAAAGUUAUCUCAUCGUUCUUUGCUUACAUCUACUACCAGUCUUGGUCUAUCAUGUUCUCUUGCUACAUAUAAUAAAUCCUCUAUAUCACCAUCGAUUAUAAAUGUCUCUAAAAUAUCUUCGUCAAUUAAUCUUUCACCAUGUUUCUCGUGUGAAUGUCUUCAUCGUAGUGGUGAUCAAGAUUCACUUCGGCAUUCACCAUCAACUGUAUCAGCAAUAUCCACUACAAGUCGAACAUUUAUAAAUUCUCGAACGUUUCUUUCCUCCACAUCGGUACCACUUGAAACUGAUACUGUUAGUGUUCAUGAUGAUGCACCAACAGAUAUUUGGUUAUCUGAUUUCGAAUCCAAACUAUUGAGCAAUACCGUCUACGAUGAAUUCGAUUCUAUUCCACUGGCGCGUAUCAAUAGUUCUAUUCAAGAUGGUCGGCUAGGUGAAAACACUCGUCGAAAUCGUUAUGCUGAUGUCAUUCCAUAUGAUGAUACUCGUGUACGAUUAAUUCCAACAAAAGAAAAUCUCCACGGUUAUAUCAAUGCUUCACAUGUGAAGAUUCGUGUCGAAAAUACAAUUUACUCGUAUAUCGCUGCUGAAUCUCCUCUGCCAUUGACAGUCUACGACUUUUGGCGUAUGAUAUCUGGUAGUAAUGUCCAUGUUAUUGUGAUGUUAAUUGGCAAUGAUCUUCAACUAUGUGCAAAUUAUUUUCCUAAAAGCAAAAAUGAAAAGUGUCGAACGGAUGAGUUCGAAAUUGAAUUAAUUUCAGAACAAAAUCGUCAAGAUUUUCAUAUUCGACAUCUACGAAUGAAACUUCUCAACGGACAACGUACACGAACCAUUGUGCAUCUACAAUACACUGCAUGGGAUGAAGCACAAAUACCACUUGAUACUUCUUCAUUCAUAAAUUUUGUCAAUGUUGCAAAUAGUUUUCAAAGACAUUAUGGUGAAACAAAUCCAUGUUUAGUUCAUUGUACUGCCGGUAUCGGUCGUACUGGAAUAUUUAUUCUUAUGCACGUUAUGAUUCAAUGUAUAACUUUUAACAAAAAAGUGAGCGUUGCAAGUGUUUUAAAAGUCAUGCGUGAACAUCAUAAGAUUAUGGUUGGAUUACCCAACGAAUCAUCAACAUUCUGUUUUGAUCGAGAUGAACUAUCCAAGGCCGACUUUAAUGUGGAUGCGUUUGUUGUCAAAUAUAAACGAGAAGUUGGAUUAGAAAAGUUACGUGAUGAUUUGGAUCUCUUCCUUCGCGUUCUCCAAUCGAAUAUGGUCGAUUUGAUCAAUCGAGACUUUGCCGAUUUUUUGAAUCUAUCAACCAAUUUGGUUGGCUUCGACAAAUCGAUCACGACAUUGAAAAACCCUUUGACAGCUAUGAAAGUAGAUAUCUUGAAAAUUAAUGAAAUUUUGAGUGCACAGCGAAAGCAAGUCGAAGAGAAAGUACGAGAACAGGAAGCGAUUCGUAAACGCAGACAAGUCGUUCAAUCAAUCAUCGAUGUGCAGAAGUCUGUACAGCAAUUGAAUGAACUCGAUGAUGCAAUAAAUCUAUCAAAAAUCGAGAUCAGUGAAAUGAUCGAACGUGCUGUUGUACAAUUUAGUUUUAUUUCGAUUCAAUUAGAGAAAUGUGGAGAAAAUGAACCGGUCGUCGAAUCAUUGAAAACAACGAUCGAAAAUCUUCGUCGAGUAUUUGAAAAACGUCUAACAACUGCAUUUAUCGAUGCAUACUGUCAACCCAAUAUGUCGUUAUUAGCAGAUUCAUUGAAAGGUCUAGCAUCCAUAUCACUCCAGACAGUUGCCGAACAAACAUUUGCCAAUGAAAUCGUCCGGCCUUAUAUGGACAAGAAUAUUCGAAAUCUGCUACUACAACAAACUGAUGAUAUCUCAUCUGCAUUUACUCGUACGUUAGAUUUCAUUCGUACGGAAUGUAAAGCGAUGUUGUAUGUCGUGGAACGUAUCAAUCGUGAAUGCGGUAGUCAUUUUGAUUUCGUGGUUAAUUCGAUCAUUCCUCAAUUGACUCGAUGUCUGGAGGAAUCCUGUCAGAAUCUUUUCUCCGCUGCUGAUCCCGAUGUGUUUCACAAACGAUAUUCGUCCUGGUUAUAUUUCAUUUCGGAUUUGGAACUAUCGAAAACGAGUAAACAAAAUCUAAAAACUUCACAAGUUUACCAAGAUUUUUCGUCACGAUGGGAUAUCAUCGUUUAUUAUCAAAUCAGAUUUUUAGAAAUUUCCAAUGCAAUCGAAAAUGUCCUUCUUAACCAACCAUUUAGGCUUCAUGAAGAUAGCAGUGCUCUAUACAAAACAUUAAUUACAUCAACGAUCUUUCAAUCGAUGGAACGAUGUUGGCAAACAACUUAUUUUCUCGAGCCAUUGGCCCAUCAAUUCUGGAAAUUAACAUUACAAUGUCUCGUUCGGUUUCGUGUUUGGAUCGAAGCAUUCGAUGUCAAAACAUUGGACAUGAAAUUUUUAUUGAAUCUCUACAUUGAUUUGAAAGUUUUCUCUCAAGAAACGCAAACAUUCUUUCAUAGAACUAUUCUCAGUGAACGCUUAACAUCCAUAACUUCAUUAUCACCGAAUAUUACCACAGAAUUAACUAACAUUUUCAAUGAAACACUUUCGGUUUUAACGAACAAGUGCCGUUUUAAUUUGAAGAAUCUAGUCGUUCAACAGCUAAUUCAACGAUGUAAUGACACACUUCAAUCAGUUCAAGAUAUACCUCGAAUGUAUAGAAAAACAAAUAGAGAAGCUCCAACAAAACCAUCGAAUUGUAUUGCAACAACAUUCCGGCAUUUACAAGUGUUUGCCAAUGACUACAGUGGUACCCUGUUGACACCAGAAGAAUGUCAGGAAUUUCUGACUACAGUAUUAGAAGAAAUUACCAAACAUUACUACGAUCUUUGUUCGGAGAUUUUAUCCUCUGUGAAAAAAAUGGAAGAAAAUAUCCAGCGCCUACGUCGUGUUCGAGAAUCUUCCAAAGCCCUUUCCACGAUGUCUCAAAGUAUGACAGCAUCUUCAUCAGCCGCAUUGACAGAUGACAAUAAGAUUCGCAUGCAAAUUCAAAAUGAUGUCAGCGCGUUCAGUAGUGAACUCGACAAAUUCCACAUUGAGAUCGAAUCAUCGAAGAAACUUACUAUUCUUAAUGAAGAAAGUCGUUUACAAAUUUGA